Molecule: messenger RNA, 1028 nt
Organism: Calypte anna (Anna's hummingbird)
Lineage: Eukaryota; Metazoa; Chordata; Aves; Apodiformes; Trochilidae
Gene: CNIH4
Product: cornichon family AMPA receptor auxiliary protein 4
Exons: 5
Coding region: 37-495 (152 amino acids)
Biological process (GO): endoplasmic reticulum to Golgi vesicle-mediated transport
Cellular component (GO): endoplasmic reticulum membrane; COPII-coated ER to Golgi transport vesicle
Source: RefSeq, a predicted model, not a curated record
UCCGUUUCCCAGCAUGCAGCGGGACGGGGCCAGGCUAUGCCAUACUCGGCUGGGAGGGGGUGGGGCGGCGGCGGGAUGGAGUCGGUGGUCUUUAUCUUUUCGCUGAUCGACUGCUGCGCCCUCAUCUUCCUCUCCGUAUAUUUCAUAAUUACACUGUCAGAUUUGGAAUGUGACUACAUCAAUGCUAGAUCAUGCUGCUCAAAACUCAAUAAAUGGGUGGUCUCUGAGGUGAUUGGUCAUGCUGUUGUAACUGUAUUAAUGCUUCUUUCAUUGCAUUGGUUCAUCUUUCUCCUUAAUUUGCCAGUAGCAACAUGGAAUAUUUAUAGGUACAUUAUGGUGCCAAGUGGAAACAUGGGGGUAUUUGAUCCCACAGAGAUCCAUAACCGAGGACAACUGAAAUCACACAUGAAGGAAGCCAUGAUUAAACUAGGUUUUCAUCUGCUUUGUUUCUUCAUGUACCUCUACAGUAUGAUUCUGGCUUUGAUAAAUGAUUGAGAAGUUGGAAAAAGAUCCAUUAGCUGUCAAAUUGGGUCAUCACUCCAGUGACUGGUGGAGCUACAGACACCUUCUGAACAUACCUAGCUCUGUGUCAUCAUGCAGUAUAUUUUUUCUCUUUGAACAAGAAAUAUUUUUCUGUAUUUUUAACAUAAAAUAUUUUCAAAAGAUACUGGAUUUGUGUAGCAACUGUUUUUGUACCUUUGUAACCCAAAGUGCUGAUGCUGCUGCUUCUGUAAUAUGAAAUCCUUGCUGACAGAACUGAUAAGAAUUAAAUAGCAAGAAGGGAAAUUUCUUGCAGCAGCAUGGGUGGUAGUUCCAGAACAAAUUUAAGUGCAGCUCUGAUGUCUGCUUGUUACUGAAAGGUGUCAGGAUGUGCCUCUGGAUGUCGUGUUGUCCUGUUCAUGCCUACUUUGAAGCAGUGCUUGGAACACACAUUUCAAAGUGGAACACUAGCGCAGCUUGCUUGGUUGUGCCAGUGUUUUUUUCCACCUAAAAAGCAAUGGAAUAAAAGUUAUGCUUUUCUCCCUUUC